Chionomys nivalis (European snow vole) is the source of this 1126-nucleotide messenger RNA. It is a transcript of the gene Ccdc24, whose product is annotated as coiled-coil domain containing 24. The transcript is spliced from 8 exons. Lineage: Eukaryota; Metazoa; Chordata; Mammalia; Rodentia; Cricetidae. The record is from RefSeq and is a predicted model, not a curated record. The coding region runs from base 11 to 955 and encodes 314 amino acids.
UACUCAGGCCAUGUCCUGGGACUCCCCAGCCCUGUGGGAGCUGGUGGAGGAGCAUGUUCCACUCCCGGAGCGGCCUGAAGUGAAGAGGAUUCUGGGGGAGGCAGCAGUGGACCUGAGCCUGGAGUUGCGAGAGGAGGUGGCGAUGCUAAAGGCACUGCUCCAAGAGUCUCGGUCUUCUCAAGCCUCGGGAUCCCACCCCAUGUCUGACUCUCCCUCCCUUCUUGCUCCACCACCCCUCCUGAGGGAUAUCAUGCGCCAAGAACUCCGACAGUUGCUUCAAGGCCUCCGCCUUAAGGCUGUCUGUGAGGGCAGGUGGGAGUCUCUGGCCUGGUCCCUUCAUGCACACGUUUUCAGGGACCAGACUCAGGUGUGGGCCCAGUAUAGUCCCAGGGUCCUUCGCUUUGCCUUGGAGGAGCCUGGGUGUGACUCAACACAACAGGAAGUAUCCCGGAUGAGAGCCAGCGAGCCCAGCUGUCACAGGGACCUCAGUGUCAUCAAGGACCAACUGAAUGUGUCUAACAUUGACCAGGUUGUCAGACACCUGAGGAGCCUCCUGGAGGAGGAGUGUCACAUGCUGCAGAAAGAGAUCUCUGACCUGCAGCACUGUCUGGAAACGGAGCAGAUGCAGGCUUGCCAGCCCUCCAAGGCCACCCUAGAGCCCACCCUGGCAGAGAUAAAGGAACAGAAGAAGGCCAUGGAACAGGAGCUACAGGUCUCUGUGGGGCCUUCCUGUGUCUCUGCGAAGCACAGGCAGAAGCCCUUGAGGUCCAUCCCAGGCUUCAGACCCUUUCCUUGUCUCCAUGGCUACAUGCCUACACCUCCUUCGGAGCGCUGCCCCCACCCUCAAGGUCAGGCAGUCACCCACCGCUGGAGAGGGCGGCAGCUUCGGUACAGCUAUUGGGAAGAGCCAGCUUCCACCUCAGUGUCCAGUGCGGCAUCCCAGGCUCCAACCUGAAGGGCUGGUCACAAAACAGGCUUCUGCUGUAACUCGCCCAUCUGCUGUUCCCUCCAGCUGCCAUAGCUCUACCAGCUUCUGCUUCGUUCUUGGAUGAGGUCACUCAGUCCCCUGCAGAGCUGCCUGUUAGUCUGGUCCCAGCCCCGCCCCUUCCCAGGUCACUAGUAUCUA